Messenger RNA from Ustilaginoidea virens, 1161 nucleotides. RefSeq lists its product as uncharacterized. Gene Ontology annotation, biological process: mitotic spindle elongation; vesicle-mediated transport. The transcript has 2 exons. Bases 1 to 1161 code for a protein of 386 amino acids. Lineage: Eukaryota; Fungi; Ascomycota; Sordariomycetes; Hypocreales; Clavicipitaceae. Gene Ontology annotation, cellular component: Golgi membrane. The record is from RefSeq and is a predicted model, not a curated record.
AUGUCGCCGGGUGCCGCAGAGCCUGGGCCCGCCUCAGCCCUGGGCAGAGCGUCGUCCCCCGAGCGGCCGGCGGCACGGUGGUCGUCGCGCCGCAGCCGGCUUUCCGACGCCGCGGUGCGCGCCAGGUCGUCGCCGUCGUCGGAGCCUGGCCCCCUCGGCGGCGCGUGGCAGGCGUGCCGCGAAUGGGGCCGGUGCGCCGCCCGCCGCUACUCGAGCCUGUCGCCCGCGCAGAGGGGCCUCGCCGUCGCCGCCUGCGUGCUCGCUGCGACGGCGGCGGUCCUCGUGCUGGCCUACUCGCACCGCUUCUUCGCCUGGCUGGCACCCUUUGCCCGCUCGUGGCGCGAGCUGCCGGGCGGCUGGCUGGCCGUCUUUGCCCUCGUCUUCGUCACCGCGUUCCCCCCGGUCAUCGGCUACUCGACCGCCAACACCAUCGCCGGCCUGGUGUACGGCUUCCCCGCCGGCUGGCCCGUCGCCGCCGCCGCCUGCACCCUCGGCAGCCUGUGCGCCUUCCUGGCCAGCCGCACCGUCCUGAGCAAGUACGUCGACGCCAUGGUCGGCCGGGACCACCGCUUCGUCGCCCUCGGCCAGGUCCUGCGCCGCGACGGCGUCCUCUACCUCACCGCCAUCCGCUUCUGCCCUCUGCCCUUUAGCCUGAGCAACGGCUUCCUGGCCACCAUUCCGAGCAUCACACCCUUUGCAUUUGCCGUUUCCACCGCCCUGUCGACCCCCAAGCUCCUCAUCCACAUCUUCAUCGGCAGCCGCCUCGCCAUCCUCGCCGAGCAAGGCGACAAGAUGAGCGCCCGCGACAAGGCCAUCAACUACAUCGGCAUCGCGCUCGGGUCCGCCGCCGGCCUGGCCGUCGGCCUCGUCAUCUACCGACGGACCAUGGCCCGCGCCGCCCAACUUGCCCGCGAGCAGGGCGCCGACACGGGUGACGCGGAGCAAGGGCUCGCCGCCUACGACGACAGCGAGGCCGCCCUGCUGGACCCGGAGGACGCGGCGGCCGUCAUGAUGGCAGACGACGACGUCUCCCUGUGGGAGGGCCAAGGCGGCCGUUCGUGGGAGGCCGUCAGCAACGACGGCGACAGUGUCGACAGUGACGAUGACGGCGACGACGACGACGUGGCCGGGCGCACCGCAAGACCGCCGGCCCUGCCAUGA